Acyrthosiphon pisum (pea aphid) is the source of this 780-nucleotide messenger RNA. RefSeq lists its product as uncharacterized. The coding region runs from base 1 to 780 and encodes 259 amino acids. NCBI's taxonomy places the organism in Eukaryota, Metazoa, Arthropoda, Insecta, Hemiptera, Aphididae. The transcript has 3 exons. The record is from RefSeq and is a predicted model, not a curated record.
AUGGAAGCAAAUAAAGACGAAGCUUAUCAAUGUUUGGAACUUGCUAAUCAUGCUAUCACCGAAGGGAAUAUUGACAAGGCAGAGAAAUUAAUUAACAAAAGCUAUAAACUUUACCCAAAUUCUGAAGUGGAUAGAAAAAGAGGAUUAAGUUUUCGUGGUAAACGCCACGAAGCUGCAUAUAGUUUAACAGAUGAAACUUUAGACCAUGGUACUUUCCUUGAAAUACUUAUACUCUUAGGUAAAUUUGAUCCCAUAUUAAAAAAUCAUUUGGAUCAUGUUGCUUUAAAAAGUAAAAAAGCCCACCAAAAAAACAAAACUGGCAGAGGUAGUUUAGUAACUUUUUUUUCUAAAACAACCAUCAAUUCAAUUAUACAGAUCAUUUGUCAAAUAAUGAGACAAAACAUUGUUAAUGAAAUUAAAAGUGCUGGGAUGUUUUCUAUACAAAUUGAUACAACGCAAGAUGUGAAAGUUGAAGAUCAAUGCUCAAUUAUCAUCAGGUAUCUAACCGACUCGGUUAAAGAAAGACUAAUAGCGGUGACAAAUGUAAAAUCAUCUACAGGAGAAUCUAUGUUCCAAUUAGUCAAAGAAACUUUGGAAGUAAAUGGUGUUGAUUUAAAGUAUUGUAUUGGGUCUUCUACAGAUGGUGCAUCAAACAUGCAAGGGCGUUAUAAAGGAUUUUCUAAGUAUUUGUCAGAUGAAAAUCCAUCUCAGUUGCAUGUUGUUCAAGACUACAGAAAAAUGUAUCCAUCAUUUAGCCGACAAUGUGUAUCAAAUUUAUAA